Molecule: messenger RNA, 1240 nt
Organism: Pyrus x bretschneideri (Chinese white pear)
Lineage: Eukaryota; Viridiplantae; Streptophyta; Magnoliopsida; Rosales; Rosaceae
Product: pectin acetylesterase 9-like
Exons: 12
Coding region: 1-840 (279 amino acids)
Molecular function (GO): hydrolase activity
Source: RefSeq, a predicted model, not a curated record
AUGAUGCAUGUAAAUGCAGUCCUGGUUGCCAUCAUGGUGGCUCUGCUAGCGUGCGCUCCUCAACGCAUUUACUUUGAGGAGCGGCGCCUCACGUUUGCCUGCGUAUCCCCUGCACAGAGGAUUCGGGGCCAGAGCAAGAAACUGGCUUUUGCAGUUCGAGAUUUUUAUAACUGGAACCGAGUGAAGCUUAGAUGUUGUGAUGGAGCUUCAUUUGCUGGAGAUGCAGUUGUUAAUAACGGGACAUCGUUGCUCUAUUUCAGAGGGCAAAAGAUUUGGGAAGCAAUCAUCCUUGAUCUUCUGCCGAAAGGUCUAGGACAAGCGCGUAAGGCUCUUUUAUCAGGUUGUUCUGCUGGUGGUUUAGCAUCAUUUUUGCAUUGUAACAACUUCACCAAAUACUUACGAAGCAACGCCACUGUAAAAUGCUUGAUCGAUGCCGGAUUCUUUCUCGAUGAACGAGAUAUAAGCUUGAACCACACCAUGUUAUCUUUCGUGAAAGAUCUUGUGACUCUACAGGGAGUAGAGAAGAAUCUGGAGGAGAACUGCACCAAGAAUUCAGUUUAUCCCGAGCUGUGUUUCUUCCCACAGUAUGCACUGAAAUGCAUCACAACACCUUUCUUCAUAUUGAACUCAGCCUAUGACGUUUACCAGUUCCAUCACAUACUGGUUCCGCCUUCAGCUGAUCCGCGCGGACAUUGGAACCGUUGCAAAUUGAAUCCUGCAGCAUGCAAUCCUGACCAGCUAAAUACAUUGCCAGAAUUCAGGCGCGAUAUGAUUGUUCUACAAGUAUUCCAGAAGAGGAGGGAUUUUCCUCAAUUCAUGCUUUGCUCAUUGCCAAAGUGAGUCUCAAGACACAUGGUUUGGUGAUGAUUCUCCAAGAGUACACACUAAGACGAUUGCAGAAGCAGUAGGUGAUUGGUACUUCAGCAGAAGAGUGACAAAUGAGAUUGAUUGCCCAUAUCCUUUUGACACUACCAGCCAUAACCUUAUACCAUCGACUCAAGCCCUUUAAGAAGAUUUACAAGCUAUUAGCCAGGUCACAAAGGUCUUCAGGGGAAGGAAGGAGACAAAGUGCUAUACAUGGCACAUCUUGUUAGAAAACAGGAAAAAGAAAAGCAAAUAUUCUUUUACGUCAAUUGGAUUCAAUUCACCAAUAAAUUAUUAGUUGGUUUAUUUUUAUCUUGUUUUUGUUUUUUUGUUAAACGAUAAAUUUUAUUAUAUUAGAUGUUAGAUUAGUUACUGA